This is a messenger RNA of Cyprinus carpio (common carp), 1298 nucleotides long. RefSeq names its product RAB6-interacting golgin-like. Gene Ontology annotation, biological process: non-motile cilium assembly. The record is from RefSeq and is a predicted model, not a curated record. NCBI's taxonomy places the organism in Eukaryota, Metazoa, Chordata, Actinopteri, Cypriniformes, Cyprinidae.
CGCAAAGGGGCCUUUCUAGGGUCUUGAACGUGGCAGUUAUACACAAACAUGGCGGCCAGAUGAGAGCUUAAAGUUAUUUUCCGCGUAUGUAUGUUGAAAAAUACAAUUUUAACCCACAUAUAUUUGUCUUUGAUAAAACCGAUUUGCAAUUUAGUUGCAAGUAACUUUAUAGGGAACUGAGAAUGGCUGCAUGGGCUGGAUUUUCAGAGGAAGAACUGCAAAGAUUGAAACACAACGACGACCUUAUAAACCAGGCUGUGUCAGUCACAUUGGGUCGUGGACGGAGAGCCGCUCCGACUAACCGGAGCAGACAGCAGCUGCAGCGGGAAAGGGCACUGCACCUGGCAGCCAAACAAAGAGAGGGCAGCCACUCUCUUCCACCCGACCAACAGCUUACCAAGCCCCCAGGCCCACCUGCUGUCACCCUUCCUGCUUCUGUCAGAUCACAGAACGAGUCCAACCCGUUGGAGACGCAGCUGGUUAAACAUGAAGCAGCACCUGUUAAACACGACCCAGAGUCACCUGCAGAGUCUGCACCACCAGCAGUCAUCAAGGAGCUGGGCAAAGAGGAAGUGGAAUUGCGAGAGAAGAACCGUCUGCAGCAGUUGCAGUGGGAGCAACGGAUAAUGGAAGAGAAGAAUAAGAAAAGAAAAGCUCUCCUUACAAAAACCAUUGCUGAAAAGUCCAAACAGACACAGGCUGAGACUGUGAAACUGAAGAAGAUCCAGAGAGAACUUCAGUUACUAGACGAUUCUGUGUCCAGCGACAUUGGGAUUCUCAGAAAACUGAUAGAGCAAUCCAGCAUGGAUUAUUCCCAGGCAUGGAAGCGCUUUGAGAAAGCAGAGGCUGAGUAUGUUGCCGCUAAGAUGGACUUGCACAGGAAAACGGAAGUAAAAGAGCAGCUGACAGAGCACCUAUGUGCAAUCAUCCAACAGAAUGAGCUGCGCAAGGCCUGCAAACUGGAGGAGUUGAUGCUUCAGCUGGAACUUAAUGCUGAGGAAGUCCCCAGCCCAGAGGAAACAGAUCUAGAGGACAAAGAGAGGGAGGUCAACUCCCAGCCUGUUACUGAAAACGGUCCUGUAGCAGACACGGAGGGGUGUACAGAGGUGGACGGCUCAAGUAUGAGCAAAGACAGUUCCAUUACAGAACCAAAGAUCAGCCAAGACAAUCAGGAGAGCAAAGCAACAGAUGUUUCUGCAGAUGUGCUAAGCUAGCUUCCAAACAUCAUCAAUUUAAUAGAGGCUGUAUGACGGUUUACAAAACACUUGCUACCAGCUUUAGAAAUUGAGAGAAUUUGG